Messenger RNA from Benincasa hispida (wax gourd), 1400 nucleotides. RefSeq names its product ATP12 protein-like protein. Lineage: Eukaryota; Viridiplantae; Streptophyta; Magnoliopsida; Cucurbitales; Cucurbitaceae. Gene Ontology annotation, cellular component: mitochondrion. The record is from RefSeq and is a predicted model, not a curated record. Gene Ontology annotation, biological process: mitochondrial proton-transporting ATP synthase complex assembly.
AUUUUGCCGACCAUUUGCAAAUCAACCGUCCAUGUCCGAGUCGAGUCUGAAAAGAUGUAAACCGAUCCGUCGAUUUGCAGUCCUCUUCUUCCUCAAUUUCUAAAACCCUAGCACAGAUCAUUCAGAAAUACAAACACUAGGGGAAAAUCAAGAAAAUGGCGAGCUCAAUUCUAUCAAAAAUGGCAAAAUCAGUCAGAAUCACCAAUCGCACGCUAAUUCCAUCUCAUUUAUUCCGCUGCCGUAUGCUUUGUACCAGUGUCGCCACCGCUUCCGAACAAGCUCAAUUUGACGCCGCCUCCUUCACAUUCUCCGAGGACAACGCUACAGAAGAUCCUAUAUUCGUCAAGGCUCCAGUUUCGAACUGCAGAGCCGAUUCUUCAUCCCCUUCCAGCUCCUCGGUGACGAUGCCGACCUCGUUCAUGACCGGUUCCGUUGUAGGCAAGCGCUUUUACCAGCAAGUGACUACGAGGGAAGCGGAUGAUCGGAAUGGAUGGAUGGUGAUGCUUGAUUACCGGACUCUGAAGACUCCUUCGAAGAGGCCGCUAAAGCUACCGACUCUUGGCCUCGCCAAGGCAGUUGCGGCUGAGUGGGAAUAUCAGGAAACAGAUGGUAUUAGACCUUUCACAAUGCCUCUAAUGAAAUUGGCCUGUACCGCAUUAGAAAGAGUGCCUCUUACCCGGCCCAAGAUUAUCGAACAUUUGAUGAAGAAAUUCAAUCAGGAUCUGGUUUUCUGUCGUGCUCCGGAGGAUAAUGUUCUAACGAGUGGUGUUUAUGAACGGCAAGUGGAGAAAAUCGAUCCUUUGCUUGACUGGGUGGGCUCAGAGUUUGGCUUUAAGCCUGUUGUAUAUUCCAGUUUUUUUGGUGGGAAGCAGGAGGAUGGUCUUAUAAAGGCUGUUGAAGAUCUUCUAAGGAAAACAGAUGACUGUGAAUUGGCAUCAAUCGAUGCCAUCGCAUCAGCUGCACACUCUUUAAUAAUUGCUAUUGGAAUUUUUCGUGGAAAGUUGCAGAUCGAAGAAGCAAUUGAGUUGAUUAGACUUGAAGAAGAUCUACAGGUGGAUAAAUGGGGUAUGGUUGAAGGUGGUCACGAUGUUGAUAUUGCUGAUCUACGAGUUCAGAUCUCAUCUGCCACGUGUAGAGUCUGUAGACAUUGUCAAGGCUCUCGGCAGCAUUGCACACAGAGAGGUGGCUGUUUCCAGAUAUCACAGUUACAACAGGCAGUGUCACAGUCAUUGUUGCACCCUACAUUAAACAUUUUCCAAUAUGAGAGUUCUUUUUGUUAAGAUUUCAUAAAUGUUAAACAAGGAUGCUUUUUGUAAGUGUUAGGUGAAUUUGGUAAGUCAAGAUUCUCACCUAUGCUCCUCUUUUAAUUUACCACCAAUUGUUUCAAUGUUUGAUGAUAA